GAUGGCGACGGCAUACGCACAAGCGAAAGGCUACGGUGCCGGCGGAAGGAAAGUGCUUUAAAGAGCCAAAAAUCCACCUUCGUUGCAAAGAUUUAGAAGUGCAAAGUGUGUCCGACAUUAAGUAGACAUGCUCUAGUCCAUGCACGGCUAGGAACAAAACGCCGCUGUUUUGCUAUGGAGCCUCCGGAUCGGAACAAACCCAGCAGACCGGGCAGGGGAAAUGCGUCCCAGCAGAACUCUGAGAUGGAUGACUCCUGGGACACGCCCAGUGAGGAAGAGGAAGUGAUUUAUGGCACAACACCUCCUUAUUCUGCACGUCAAAUAAAGCGCAUGCAUGGCAAGAAUCAGAAAGCUGGCCAAAGAAGUGCAGGUCGGUCUCCAAACAAAGAUGUUAGCCCCGCUGCUCAGAGAGACGGUCCCAAACCAGCAGAGACCCCUGAGGAUCACAACUACAAGCAGGGAAAGAAACAAAAGGCCACUCUCCGUUCUAUAGAAAGAGACCAGAAGAAGACCUUCGAAGGCUCUUUUAUAAUAGUAGAGCAUGCAAAGUCAAGCCAUUUUGGUCCCAUCAAUAUGGAUCCCAGGAAGCAUUACUUAAGCUUGGGCUGCAGCAGUGGUAAGCUACCUGUGAGCAUGCCCCAUAUAGCUCGAACCCAUCGGCAAACCUCAAGGACAGACUGUCCCGCUGACCGCCUCAAGUUCUUUGAAACUCUGCGUCUGCUACUUAAGCUAACAUCUAUGUCCUCUAAGAGGAAGGAGAAGGAGCAGAGAGGCUUGGAGAACAUGGCUUUUAUGGGUCACAACAAUGAGGUCAUUUGGUUGGAGCUGCAGGCUUGGCACGCACGCCGUUCCACCCAUGACCAAGACCUUUAUCUUUUCACUGCCCGUCAAGUCAUCCCUGACAUCAUCAACAAAGUGCUGCACUUUAAGGUAAACUAUGGCAGCCUGAGAGGAGCUCAGUGUUCAGAGGCUCAAACAGUCCAGGGGAACUGUCAGAAUGUUCCACAUCUUGUUUCUGGAGAUGAGGAGGUUCCUGUAGCAAAGACCAACCACUGUGGAUUAGAUCACUGGGGCUUCAGUGCCUCAUCGUCUUCAGCAAUGAAUGCAGCAGAGCCUCUAGGUUCUGGCACUGAUUGCAAGGAGCAUCUUCAAUGCCAACGGCUAGCCUUUGAGCAGGUCAAACAGGUUAUGGAACUGUUGGAAUCUGUUGAAGCUUUGUACCCCUCAUUGCAGGCGUUACAGAAGGACUACGAUAAAUAUGCAGCUCGAGACUUUCAGGGCAGGGUGCAGGCACUCUGUCUGUGGCUCAACAUCACCCAAGACCUCAACCAGAAGCUGCGUGUUAUGGCCACCGUGUUGGGCCUACAUGACUUAUCCCGUAUCGGGUGGCCUGUCUUUGAGAUACCCUCACCCCGCUGCUCCCGUGGAAAUGAAGAUGAUAAUGAGGAAGAUGGGGAAAAUGACUCUACGGCUACUUUUACACCUGAAAGUGACCGAGAGGACCGAGAUGUCGAGGAGGAGGAGCAGGAGGAAGUUGAGCACAUAACGGAGGGAGAGCUUUCUCCCACCUUGACUCCUAAAUUUGCUCGACUGCUGUCAGAGGAGGAGUUUCUCCCAACUGCUACUGCUAGAAAUUCAGAAUUGACUGCAAUAGGAGAAGUUUUCUGCCCCACAGCCAUUUACAGACCAUUUGUGGAUAAAGCUUUGAAACAGAUGGGACUGCGUAAAUUGAUACUUAGACUACACAAACUCAUGGACCGAUCUCUUCAGAGGGCCAGAGCAGCGCUGCUUCGACACACUCCUGCACUUGAGUUUGCAGACUCCCCAGACCCCAUGAUGUACAGUGAUUACCUGCCAGAGCUGUCACACCACGUAUUGUCUACCAGUUGUCAAACUGAUCCCAAGUUAGGAGCCGACCAGGUGUCCUGGGAGGAUUUGCUGAACAUGGAUCUCCCGUCCUUCCAGCCAGCAUUCCUCAAGCUGUGCAGAGUCCUCCUCAACGUUAUUCACGAAUGCCUUAAACUACGACUUGAACAGAGGCCGGCUGGAGACCCUUCGCUGCUCAGUAUCAAGCAGUUGGUGCGUGAAUGUAAAGAGGUUCUUAAAGGAGGCCUUCUGAUGAAGCAGUAUUAUCAGUUCAUGCUUCGUGGCGUGGGGACUGAUGCUCAAGGCUUGCAAACAAAUGCCAAUAUUGACGAGUUUGAAGAAGACCUUCACAAAAUGCUAGUGGUUUAUUUUGAGUAUAUGCGCAGUUGGAUCAAGAUGUUACAGGAGUUGCCUCAAGCCUCCCACAGCUUAAAGAACCUCUUAGAGGAGGAAUGGAACUUCACUAAAGUCAUCACUCCAUACAUUCGUGGAGGGGAGGCCCAGUCUGGGGAACUUUUCUGUAACAUUGCUGGCAUGCUGCUGGAGUCCACUGGAGAGUUCCUUGAUGCUGGUUUGCAGAAAAGCGGGAAUCAGUUCUGGGAAAGCGCUGAUGACAACACAGCUUCUGAUGAGAUCAGGCGACCAGUUAUUAAAACUAGUCGGUCACUGAAAGAGCUGUUCCACGAGGCCCGGGAGCGAGCGUCAAAGGCUCUGGGCUUUGCCAAAAUGCUCCGCAAGGAUUUGGAGAUAGCUGCAGCUUUUAGCAUUGCCAGUGGGGUGUCUUGUCUUCUGAAGGCUCUGAAAAAGGGAAACUAUGUCAAGGUUCAGAUACCAGGCUUGGAAGAGCUUCAGGUGUUUGUUCCCAGUUGCUUAAUGGAUCAGCGGCCUCUCAUUCUUCAGCUUCUGAAUGCUGCUGCUGGCAAAGACUGCUCAAAAGAGCAUGAUGAAAUUGUAGAGUUUGAAGCCUACCUGCUCAUGAGCAAACAUGGAGCCGGGGACUCGAAUACAGAUUCUGACUGGGCUCAGUGGGACGGUGAGCUGCUCAAACUGGUCCCACAGAUGGAAACCGUUGACACUUUAAAGGCCAUGAAGGUGGAGAAUUUGCUCCUAAUUGUGAUGCAGUCAUCUCAUCUGGUGAGCCAGCGGAAGGCUUUUCAGCAGUCCAUGGAGGAUGUGCUUACUCUUAGCCGAGAGCAAACAUCAAGUCAGCCUCUCAUUGCUAGCGCUCUUGAAGAUUUGAAGAACAAAGCCCUGCAGCUGUGUGUCAAGAUAAGCACAGCAAUUGACCAAGUGGAGUACAUGUUCACCACAGAGUUUGAGGCGGAGGUGGAGGAUUCUGAGUCGGCUACUCUGCAUCAGUACUACAGGGAGGCGAUGAUCCAGGGAUACAAUUUUGCCUUUGAGUACCACAAGGAGGUGGUUCGCUUGAUGUCAGGGGAGUUCAGACAGAGGAUCGGUGAACGCUACAUAGCUUUUGCGCAGAAAUGGAUGACGUAUGUUCUGACCAAAUGCGAGAGUGGCAGGGGCACCAAGCCUAGGUGGGCGACUCAGGGUUUUGACUUUCUUCAGGCCAUCGAACCAGCCUUUAUAUCUGCCUUACCAGAGGAGGAUUUCCUGAGCUUGCAAGCCUUGAUGAAUGAAUGUAUUGGACAUGUGAUUGGAAAACCUCAUAGCCCAGUUACUGGCAUCUACAUCCCUCCCAGGAAUAGUCCUCGUCCUGUGAAAGUUCCUGCCCCUGUGCGCUGUCAUAGUGAUCCACCGAACCCCAAUUUGUUUAUUCCCAAUGCUGAAGGUUUCAGCUCUCGAAGUCUUCCCUGCGAUCUUCGGAACCAGCUAUUCCCCAAUGGCCCUCGGCCCGUCCCUCAGGGCCCAGGGGAACAAAGCCACAUGAAAGCACUUGGCAGCAGCCCCAGUGAAGUCAGAGGAUCCAAUUUCCAUGAGAAUGAUCGUCUUUCUUCGGUGGCAGCAGAGUUGACGUUUAAAUCCCUGAGCCGCCACUCCAGUCCCACUGAGGACAGAGAAGAACCUUCAUACCCAAAAGGAGAUCCAAACAGCGCCGCACGCAGAAGCUGGGAGCUCCGCACCUUCAUCAGCCAGUCCAAAGACAUGGCAGCGCGACAAAGCCCAAUGGAGGCCGUCCGUCGCUCCAUUCGUAAGUUCGACGAGAAGCGGUACGCCUUGAUGAAGCAACGCAACAUCAUAGGUCAAGUGUGUCACACGCCCAAGUCCUACGACAACGUCAUGCAUGUUGGACUCCGGAAGGUGACUUUCAAGUGGCAGAGGGGCAACAAGAUAGGUGAGGGCCAGUAUGGAAAGGUGUACACCUGCAUCAGUGUUGACACUGGAGAGCUGAUGGCUAUGAAGGAGAUCCGAUUCCAGCCAAAUGAUCACAAAACCAUCAAGGAGACGGCAGAUGAGCUGAAAAUAUUUGAAGGCAUCAAACACCCAAACCUGGUGCGAUACUUUGGAGUUGAGCUGCAUCGGGAGGAGAUGUACAUCUUUAUGGAGUACUGCGACGAGGGAACGCUGGAGGAGGUCUCCAGACUGGGACUCCAGGAACAUGUCAUCAGGCUUUACAGUAAACAGAUCACCACAGCCAUCAAUGUUCUGCACGAGCAUGGCAUUGUUCACCGUGACAUCAAAGGGGCCAAUAUCUUCCUGACAUCAUCUGGCUUGAUUAAGCUGGGUGACUUUGGCUGCUCGGUCAAGCUGAGGAACAAUACUCACACCAUGCCUGGGGAGGUGAACAGCACUCUGGGAACAGCAGCGUACAUGGCUCCUGAAGUCAUCACAAGAGCAAAGGGGGAAGGUCAUGGGCGCGCAGCAGACAUCUGGAGUUUGGGCUGCGUCCUCAUUGAGAUGGUGACUGGAAAGAGGCCCUGGCACGAGUACGAGCACAACUUUCAGAUCAUGUACAAAGUGGGCAUGGGCCACAAACCUCCCAUCCCCGAAAAGAUCAGCACAGAGGGGAAGGACUUCCUCGGCCACUGCCUCGAGAGCGAACCGAAACGUCGCUGGACGGCCAGCAUGCUUCUCGAUCACCCGUUUGUCAAGGUUUGCACAGACGAAGAGUGACGUCUCUUUGGCUUUUUCGCUUACAAACCGAAGCACUACUGUACACGCUGGUGGCAAAAGAAGAAGAAAAUACUGUGGAUGUGAAGACGACGGAUGAAGGCACAUGGAUUUAAACUGAGGAACUAAUACGAUAUCAUUUCAGAGGACAACUUAUGAAAUAAAUUUAAUGUCUUUAUGAUGGUCGGGGGUGGGACUGUACAUACUGUAAGAAGAGGAUUGGCCUUAAACCCUGUAUAAAAAUAUUGUAAAGUUAAUUAUUGCUAGAUUUGUUUGUUCUCACUGGUA
Nematolebias whitei (Rio pearlfish) is the source of this 5226-nucleotide messenger RNA. It is a transcript of the gene map3k4, whose product is annotated as mitogen-activated protein kinase kinase kinase 4. The transcript is spliced from 26 exons. The coding region runs from base 175 to 4941 and encodes 1588 amino acids. The record is from RefSeq and is a predicted model, not a curated record. Lineage: Eukaryota; Metazoa; Chordata; Actinopteri; Cyprinodontiformes; Rivulidae. Gene Ontology annotation, biological process: MAPK cascade; protein phosphorylation. Gene Ontology annotation, molecular function: ATP binding; protein kinase activity.